Dermatophagoides pteronyssinus (European house dust mite) is the source of this 752-nucleotide messenger RNA. RefSeq names its product malignant T-cell-amplified sequence 1-B-like. Gene Ontology annotation, molecular function: RNA binding. Gene Ontology annotation, biological process: formation of translation preinitiation complex. Lineage: Eukaryota; Metazoa; Arthropoda; Arachnida; Sarcoptiformes; Pyroglyphidae. The record is from RefSeq and is a predicted model, not a curated record.
UAUUCUUACAUGUGGCUGCUAAACACAUCAUCGACAAUAGUCAAAUUAAAAAAAACAAUUUCAUGUUUUUAGUUUUCAUUUGAAAAUCAAUCAAUCAAUCAUGUUCAAAAAAUUUGAAGAUACAAAUGUAUCGGGUGUCACGCAGCUUAAAUCAAGCGUACAAAAAGGUAUUAAAAAUCGAUUGGUCGAACAAUUUCCAUAUAUCGAAAAUUAUAUCGAUGAAAUUAUACCGAAAAAAGAAAAUCUUCGUAUAGUUAAAUGCCAAGAUCAUAUCGAAGUAAUUGUCAAUUCAGCUGGUGAUUAUCUAUUCUUUCGACAACGUGAUGAUUGUUAUUAUCCUACACUUCGUUUAAUUCAUAAAUAUCCAUUUAUUUGUCCAUUGAUGCAAGUAGAUGAAGGUGCUAUUACAUUUGUAUUAUCUGGUGCAAAUAUUAUGUGUCCAGGAUUAACAUCAAAAGGUGCCAUAAUGACUGAUGGAUUACCGGCUGAAACAAUUGUUACUGUUAUGGCUGAACAUAAACAAAAUGCAUUAGCUGUUGGUAAAUUGAAAAUGUCCGUCGAUGAUAUUGCCAAAAUUAAUCGUGGUGUUGCUAUUGAAAAUAUACAUUUUCUUAACGAUGGCCUAUGGCGUCUUAAACCAAACAAAUGAAAUAUUUUUUUUUUCAAAUUUAAAUUUUACUGUUUAAUUUCACAUUUUUCAACCAACAAGAUUUAUGAGAAAAUUUUUUCACAAUAUCAACAUUACAUAACAA